This is a messenger RNA of Pogonomyrmex barbatus (red harvester ant), 3716 nucleotides long. RefSeq names its product circadian locomoter output cycles kaput protein Clock (gene Clk). Lineage: Eukaryota; Metazoa; Arthropoda; Insecta; Hymenoptera; Formicidae. Gene Ontology annotation, biological process: regulation of transcription by RNA polymerase II; circadian regulation of gene expression. The record is from RefSeq and is a predicted model, not a curated record. Gene Ontology annotation, molecular function: protein dimerization activity; DNA-binding transcription factor activity, RNA polymerase II-specific; RNA polymerase II cis-regulatory region sequence-specific DNA binding. Gene Ontology annotation, cellular component: CLOCK-BMAL transcription complex; cytoplasm; nucleus.
GGCGGUUGGCAGGUCUGGCUCGUCUGUUACUUGGCCCACUCCCCGCGUCGGGUUUUCGCAAUCGCCACGCGGAAAAACAUCGCGGUAAAAACUCGCGAUUACGAGUCACGAUCGAUUAGCACGGCUAACGAACCUAAAUGUGACGAUGCUAAGGCGCUACGGUCGGCAGUCCCGCUUGAUCGCGUAAUCGAGUCGGAGGUGAAAAAUCGGAGCGACCGUCGUCGUCGUCCUCGUCGUCGUCGAGGUGGUCGUCGUCAUCGUCGGAGUGUUUUUCCUGAAAAAUGUGGCGGUGCUCUCGGGGAAAGACGUCAUCCCGAAUGCGAAUGAGUACGACAUCGUCGAGGAACGAUCGGCGGAAAGCUCGGAAGGUCCGACGUACUCCGUCGACUUGAGACCCCGCAGGAAUUUGCGUGUAAUCGCGUGCACAUACGUGCACGCGAUGGUACCCACAUAAUUCACGUGCACGGCGGGUUGUUCAUCCGGCGAGCAUCCCUUCUGUCAGGCGAAGUGAAACUUCAGACACUUUAGACAUGACAUCUUUCUUCAAGUAGUGAGAAUGCAGUGAACUCUUAAUUUUAUUACCGCUUCUCUCGUCAUUAUUACCGAUUGAAUUUUCACAUAUAUCACGGUCUUGACAAUCUGCUGAUCGAAAUAGUUUGGAAACAUUUGUUUGACAAGUAUCUUACGAAAUAUAUAUAUAUUUUUUAUACGGACUGAUGUGUGCGACUUGACUAUAUAUGUUGAUUACUGCAAGCACCGCGUAGUGAACCGGCAGUUGAAAGCUGUUACAUGGAAGCCUGCGCGUGGUGUUGACUUAAGCAAGCAGUAGUUCGAUACAAAAAAGCGAAUCAUCACAUUAAUUUUAUUUAUUUAAAAAGUUGUAUCCUACUAAAUUAAAGAAUACAUUUUGUCUUCAGCAUCAUCAUGGACGAUGAUAUCGAUGAUAAAGAUGAUACAAAACGAAAAUCGCGAAAUCUCAGCGAAAAGAAACGCAGAGAUCAAUUUAAUAUGCUUGUAAACGAGCUUGGUAGUAUGGUUAAUGCCAAUACGCGAAAAAUGGAUAAAUCCACAGUGUUGAAGUCGACAAUUCUAUUUUUAAAGAAUCAUAAUGAGAUAGCAGUUAGGUCGAGAGUUCAUGAGAUUCAGGAAGAUUGGAAACCAUCGUUUCUUUCCAAUGAAGAAUUUACUCAUCUUAUAUUAGAAGCAUUGGAUGGAUUUAUAAUGGUUUUCUCCUCAAACGGACAUAUUUAUUACGUCUCUGAAAGUGUUACAUCUCUGCUGGGAUAUCUUCCAAAUGAAUUGGAAAAUACGACUAUUUAUGAUAUAACAUAUCAAGAGGAUCAACCACAUUUGUACAAUAUUUUAUUGAAUCCUGGAAGUACAGGACGAGAUAGACGCAAUAUAAAAAAAGUAGAAGAUCAAAUAUCUUUCACGUGUCAUAUCAAAAGAGGCGGACUCGAUUUUCGGGAAGAUUGCAUCUACGAACUUGUGCAGUUUAUUGGAUAUUUUCGUGCUGCUAUGGAUAGCGAUGUUGACAAUCUGUUGUCAAAUCAGAAACUUAGUAAUAUCAAUGGAUCAGAAAACAAAUUGGUCUUCGUCGGUACAGGACGUUUACAAACUCCUCAACUUAUCCGAGAAUUAUCCGUGACGGACAACACGAAAUCAGAAUUCACAUCUCGUCACAGUCUCGAAUGGAAAUUCCUGUUCCUAGAUCACAGAGCUCCGCCCAUUAUUGGAUAUCUGCCUUUUGAAGUUUUAGGCACUUCUGGCUAUGAUUAUUAUCAUGUGGACGAUUUGGACAACGUGGUCACGUGCCAUGAGUCAUUAAUGCAGAAAGGUGAAGGAACGUCCUGCUACUAUAGAUUCCUCACGAAAGGCCAGCAAUGGAUUUGGCUGCAGACCAGAUUCUACAUCACGUAUAAUCAGUGGAACUCAAAGCCCGAAUUCAUCGUGUGCACGCAUUAUGUGAUCAGUUAUAUCGAUGUAAUGAAAGAAAUGCGCGCGGAGUCGAGGGACUACGACAAAACGCAAAAUCAGGACGUUUUACUACCUGUAAAACAAGUAAUGACGUCUUGUCAAACACCUUUAACGCAAUGGUCAAACAAAUCGUUAAAAACAUCGAAGUCAACGGUCCCUUCGAAUCUCCGACAUCGUGGUGACGAUUCCAAUACGUCUUCCAUAUCUGUCUCGUUACGAAGUUCACCACAAUCACAAAUAACACAUGGAUCAAACGCGACUUCCGCAAGCAGUUCCAUGGUGUCAAAGUCGAUAGAUAAUAGGCAACAGCAACAACAGCAACAACCACAGCAGCAAUCGCAACAACAUCAGCUCGAUGUCAAUCAGCCAUGUAUUAAUUUUAUGAGUCCCGCGCAAUAUGCAACAGUUAAUUUACAAUCGGGAUUUCCUACCCCUGUUGCUCCAAUUCUUUCAACCGUACCCACUCACGAGAUGUUACAGCAGGAUAUAGUAAUGACUACUGCACAGAAUCAGAUACAGGAUGAAUUACAACGAAAGCGUGAGGAAAUACAACAAAUGAUUGUUCAUAAGCAAGAGGAAUUAAGAAGAGUUUCAGAACAAUUAUUCAUUGCUCGAUAUGGGAUUCUCACGCCGUUAUUAAAUGCUGGAAUCCCAUAUAAUCCAUCGAACCCGUGCCAACAAACAAACCAGUGUAACACUAAUAAUACUAAUAUGCAGCUGUCCACAUCCAGUAGCAUACAAGGAGUUAAUGUUCUUUCGAUACCAAUUACCGUGUCAAUGCCUGUAGUGCCUACGGAAUUAUUUUCGCAUUCUUUGCAAGUGAAUUCGUCGCCAGGCUCGACGCAUAGUAAUGUAGGCGCUAUAAUUCAAACCCAACAACAACAUUCGCAAUUACAACAUCAACAACAACAGCAACAACAACAACAGGGGCCAUCGCAGCAGGAAGGUAGCAAUUCCGAUCUCGUGCCUUUCCAAAUCUGUCCGCAACAGGCCGAGAUAAUCUACAGUAACAUGGAGGCAUCCUUGAAUCAACAGCAAAGAUCUUCGCAAAAUUAAAAAAAAAUUCCGUCUCUUUUUAUUAUUUCUCUUGUAUCUAAUUAAUGAAUAGAAAGUGUACAUUUUAGAAUUUUUCAAAAUUCCUUUUCCAUUUUAUUUAUUUAUCGCUAUGAAGAGUCUGACAGACAUCUAUUUUUGUACUUGUAAAUGCUUGCAUCACAAUUUUAUUUUUUCUUUACUUCUCUUUAAAAAAAUUGGACCUUUUGUAAAAAUUGCGUUGUAUAUUACGAGUAUGUAAAAAUAUUUUAAGGAGUUGCGAUAAAAAAAUACAUUUAUGUGAUAGUGACAGAUGUUGUCACUAUACUAAAAUGUAACAGAAUUUUGUAAAAAUAUAUUUGGCGAAAGUAUAAAAAUAUUUUAAGAAGUUAUGAUAAAGACAUAUAUUUAUAUAAUAGUGGUAAAUAUUGCUACUACAUUAAAUUGUAACAGAACUUUAAUAGUAUUUUAAUAGUGUGUAAUUUUAAAUACAUCGAUUACACAUGUCUGCAAAAUUUUAUUUGUUUUCUAUAGUCUAGGAAAGAAGAAUUCUUAUAGUUUUUUAUGUGCAAAAUUCAAAUCCGCAAGGAAAAAUGUUCUAUAUGUCAAGUACGAGGAAAAUGGGAUUGAAAACAUAUCUUAAAAAGAUAUGUUUUAGGAUAGCUUUAAAACUUUGUAGCCAAUAAAACCAAUAUUCUAGACUUUGA